CAAAGGGUCCGCGCGCCACGGAUUGACAUAGCUCGGAAGUUCAAGGAUAAGGAGUGGAUCGAAUUCGACUCGAAACAGAUGAAACCUGACAAUAGCAAAGGAUUGGAGUCAUCUGCAUCUUGGGUAUCUUUUGGAGCGUUUCUGGAAGGUUACGCCGUCGAAUCUGAGGCGAACAGCGACAUUGCGGUCAGCAGUAGUUUGGCCUUUUUACCCGUUAGCAAAGCGUUCCUGAUGACUUUUGCUCUUGUGGGGCGUUUUUCUGACGAGCCAAAUAGAAGGCGCAAGAUCAAAGGAGAUGGGGCUAGGACGUGGGAUAGACGCAAUGUCAGAAGAUACAUAAAGUAUGAUUUCGAGCUCGGGCCACGACACGGUCGUCGACUGAUCACAGAACUUCAUGAUUUGACUGGAACUUUGAGUUUCCAGAUGCUGGAUGAGGAUAAUCUUGAACCUGUUGCUGGCGAGGUUGUCAAAUCGUCAUGGUCGGUUGCCUUUGACGGGGAGUCCACCCUGGAGCCGCUUGAGAUUCCUCCGAACCCCAUCAGUCUUGAGGACAUUGCUAUGCUGUCUUUGGGCUUUCUACCCUUUUGUGGAGACAAUUAUAUCAACUUUCUUGACCCAUUAGAAGACGACGAUGGCAGGGGCGAGGAUCGUGAUACCGACGAGACCAAUCAGGUUGCAAAAGGAUAUACGAGAUACACAAGAAUAGUCUCAGGCACAAGGAGAAUAGAAAGGGAUGACGGAGACCAUGAUGACGUUUCAGACCAUCUUCGGCCAGUAGGCAGGGCAAAAACGCCCGCACGCUUCAAGUCCAUCAUCGAUCCGAACGAGCCACCAAUCACGGUCAUUGCAUAUCAGCUACGGGACAUCAUCUUGGUUGAAGCGAAAAUCUUAGCACAUUUGCCCCUACAAGAAAAUGCUAAGUAUUUCGCACUUUUUGAAAUGGGACUCGACGGAAGGACUCAAUCAGAACUACAAAGGUUAUCUGACCAUACUUUUGUGCCAGCCGCCGCACCCUGGGUUCGACUAGAUGUACCAUCUUAUGCACAAAACAACUCCCGUAAGGAAUACUAUAUCAGGCGUGUAGACGCCCAGCGAAUCGCCCUGAGUUUGCUCAAUAUACCUUGGCACCCCGAGGGAUAUCUUUUACCUGGCGUCGUAAACAAACACAGUCGAGCCAAAGUGGUGUACCGGUUAGGUUCAAUCUCUGGAAGAACACGUCCAUUUCUCAUUCGCCUUCGGGCAGGGGUUUCAGCAUUGGAUCUUAGUUCCAAAGAUCCUGUGCAGCCAUGA
This is a messenger RNA of Alternaria alternata, 1290 nucleotides long. RefSeq lists its product as hypothetical. NCBI's taxonomy places the organism in Eukaryota, Fungi, Ascomycota, Dothideomycetes, Pleosporales, Pleosporaceae. The annotation marks the transcript as partial. The transcript has a single exon. The record is from RefSeq and is a predicted model, not a curated record.